This is a messenger RNA of Rhodamnia argentea, 2838 nucleotides long. RefSeq names its product two-component response regulator ORR21. Lineage: Eukaryota; Viridiplantae; Streptophyta; Magnoliopsida; Myrtales; Myrtaceae. The record is from RefSeq and is a predicted model, not a curated record. Gene Ontology annotation, molecular function: DNA binding. The transcript has 6 exons. Gene Ontology annotation, biological process: phosphorelay signal transduction system; cytokinin-activated signaling pathway. The coding region runs from base 365 to 2377 and encodes 670 amino acids.
UAUUAUUAUCAUCGUCGCCGUCGUCACACGAUUAAAAAAAGGGUCGACUUCAAUGGAGUCUCUCUUCAUCACCUCAUCAUCACCGUCAUCUUCUCCCUCCCUUCGUCAAUCAUCGCGCCGUCCCUAGUCCUACCGACCUCUCUCCGAAUCCGCAACCGACGGGGCCGGCUUCGUCCCACCUCCCGCCCUCGCUUGCGGCUCGGAAUUCUAGGGUUCAACGCUCUCAGAUCCGUCGACGCUCGGCGUCGUCGACUCGGUUCCCCUCCCCUGGCGGUCGGGGAGCGGCGCUUUCCUGGUUUCACGGAUGCUGGUGCGGGCUAGAGCUUGACGUUCCUUUUUUUCUUGGUUCGAGGGGGUCCGGGCGAUGGAUGCCUUGCAGAGAGUGGUUCAGCCGCCGGGCGCGGGCGGCUACGGCCCGCACGCCUCGAGCAGGGGUGGCGAUUUGGCCGUGCCUGGUCAGUUUCCGGUUGGUCUGAGGGUUCUCGUGGUGGAUGACGACCUCAUUUGCUUGAGAGUGCUGGAGCAGAUGCUUCGCCGCUGCUCGUAUAACGUUACAACUUGCUCCCAGGCAACUGUGGCAUUGAAUCUCCUCCGAGAGAAGAAAGGCUGUUUUGACAUUGUUUUAAGUGAUGUUCACAUGCCUGAUAUGGAUGGUUAUAAACUCCUCGAACAUGUUGGGCUCGAGAUGGACCUUCCUGUUAUUAUGAUGUCUGGUGAUGGAACCACGAAUGCUGUUAUGAAAGGAAUUAGACACGGGGCAUGUGAUUAUCUUAUUAAACCUAUUCGCCCUGAAGAGCUUAAGAAUAUAUGGCAACAUGUUGUUAGGAAAAAAUGGAAUGGAAAUAAGGAGAUUGAGCAUUCAGGAAGCUUAGAAGAUAAUGAUCGGCAGAAGCGAGGAAGUGAUGAUGCUGAUGGUUCUGCUGUUAAUGAAGGGGCGGAAGGCUUGCCGAAAACCCAGAAAAAGCGCAGCAAUCCUAAAGAAGAAGAUGAUCCUGAAUUGGAUAGUGAUGAUCCUGCUACAUCAAAGAAACCACGUGUAGUGUGGUCGGUGGAGCUCCAUCAACAAUUUGUCAGUGCUGUAAACCAACUUGGAAUUGACAAGGCUGUGCCAAAACGGAUCCUAGAAUUGAUGAAUGUUCCUGGCUUAACUAGGGAGAAUGUUGCAAGUCAUUUGCAGAAAUUUAGGUUAUAUUUGAAGAGAUUAAGUGGAGUAGCUCAGCAGCAAGGUGGGAUAUCCAGUUCAUUUUGUGGACCUGGAGAACCAAAUGUCAAGUUGGGUCCCCUGGGAAGAUUUGAUAUCCAAGCUUUGGCAGCCUCUGGCCAGAUUCCUCCACAGACAUUAGCAGCAUUGCAAUCUGAGCUUUUGGGUCGACCUACAAGCAACCUAGUGUUACCGUCAUUCGAUCAGUCAACUCUCUUACAAGCUUCCAUGCAGGUAUCCAAGUGUCUUCCUGUUGAACAUGGUGUGGCAUUUGGUCAGCCUCUGAUUAAAUGCCCAUCUAAUGUCUCCAAGCAGUAUCAACAGUCCAUUCUAUCGACUCAGGAUGCUUCUUCGGGAUUUGGACCAUGGCAGGCUACUAGCCUUAGUACGGUUGGAAACAAUAACAUUGUUCCAGGGUCAAGUAUUCAGAGUAAUAACACUUUGAUGGAUAUAUUUCAAAGACAGCAGCAUCAAUAUCAGCAUAAGCAGCAAUUACAGCAGCAGCAACAACUACCACAACAGCCUCUCCCGGAGCCUAGCCGUUUAAUUAAUGUGCAACCAUCUUGUCUUGUUGUUCCCCAGUCAUCAGCUGGUUUUCAAGCAGCAGGUAGUCCUGCUUCUGUAAACCAGAGUUCCACCUUCAAUAGAAGUACUGUUAUUGACUACAGUCUUCCGUCAUAUCAAGGCAAUGCUGCUUUAAAUACUGGUCUGGCCUCGGAUAAAGAUCUCAAAACCCCUGGUGUACUUAGUGGGUACUCUGUACAAGGUUCCAUUUCACCGACUUUGUCGUCUAGUUUAGCGAAUGCUGACAGUAGCAGUAGCUGCCAACUUCGGAACCCAUCGGCAAACUAUAACAUCAUUGGACAAGAGCCAGGUGCUGUUUCUAAUUUUUGCAAUAUCCAGGGUUCUUAUGAUGCUAAGUCAGGUGAAGCCAUUGAUCAAGGAUCGCUAAAGGAUCUAGGAUUUGUUGGUAAGGGAUCCGGCAACCCAAGUCUCUUCACAGUUGAUGAAUUUGGACCUCCAUUGAAACACAUAUACAGUGGAAAGGUCCAUCCGGAGAAUGGUGCGAGUAGAAUCAAACGAGAACCGAGCUUUGACUUUGUGGAUGCAAAAGUUUCUAUCCCAGUAUUGGAGCAACUUUCUUCGAAUGAUCUUAUGAGCGUUUUCACGGAAUAGGAUGCUUAUGCUGUUUGAUUGGUUUGGAGGCUCUGUUCCAUUUGAUUGAGAAGUGCAGAUUUAUUCACUUCUUGAGGUGGAACUGAUCCUGGUUCAAAACUGUAAUGUUUACUUUUAGAGAUUUACUAAUUGUUCCCGAACCGCCUGUGUAAAUGCAUUUCAUUAAACUUAUGGAUAGUUCUGAGGCCAAAAUAAGUUGUACGUAAUGUUUAGGGGCUUGGUUUCACCAUUCGGUGUCACAUUGGACUGAUGUGUAGUCAUUUGGACUAGGAUGUCAAUAUCCAUUUAUUCAUUGUCUAACUUCUUAUGCUGUGAUACUGAAGCUGCUGUUGUCUUUCCUCGAGAUGCAGAAAACUGUUUGUAAACCUUUAAUGCUGAGGCUGGUUUUGCCGCCACGACCAUUUGACGGGAUUGCUUCAAACAAGCAAAUCCCAAUCUUUGAUAUAUCUUCUCACUUGCAA